AUGCUUCAUGCACUAGAGGCUGGUCGGACAAAGCUUGAUGAGUACUACUCUCAAACUGAUUAUAUUCCAGGGCACAUUUAUGCAGUCAGUACGAUGCUGGCACCAGUAAAUAAAUUCAAAUUCUUCCUUACAAAGGAUUGGGAUCAGAAAUGGCGGGAUAUCUAUCGCAAGUCCUUCCAACAGGCUCUUAUUCCAUAUCAAGAGCAACUUUCAACAAGUAACCGGUCUUCAGACGGGUCUCACUCAGCAGCUCGGCUAAGCUCAAAGCUUGAUAAGAUGUUAGAUGAGAGUGAGGCACAGCCAAAUGCAGCAACUGAUGAAAUGACCCAAUACCUUGAUAGUGAUACUAUUCAUAUUGCGCCUCUUGCAUUCUGGAAAGAGCAUCAAACUCGCUUUCCAGCAAUUGCUGCCCUUGCGCGGGAUAUACUCUCCUUUCCUGCAACAGGCGCAGGAGUUGAACGGCUCUUUAAUACUGCUCGGGAUGUCUGCCAUUAUUGUCGAGGGAGAAUAAAGUCGCAGACGAUUGAAGAAUUAAUGAUGUUUCUUUGCACUUCAAGGUUUGAUAUAGAAGAGCAGGAGGCAAAGCUUCUAGAGAAGUUCUUCUCCUAUGAGGAAAUGGAAUCUGCAAAGGAGGAGAAGGAUGAAAAGCUUGACAAGAUUGAGAUAGAUCUAAUUAGUGAUACUGAAGAGCAGUAUACUAUAAUUAAUGAUGAGAUAGGGCUAGACGAGAUAGGCGAGGCAGAUGAAGUAGGUGAAGCGCAGAUACCACUGCCUAGGAACAACACCCAGGUACGGGUCUCAGGACGGAAGCGCAAGAGUCGAGAUGACGAUAUCUUUGAGUAUCAUUAG
This is a messenger RNA of Talaromyces stipitatus ATCC 10500, 849 nucleotides long. RefSeq lists its product as uncharacterized. The coding region runs from base 1 to 849 and encodes 282 amino acids. Lineage: Eukaryota; Fungi; Ascomycota; Eurotiomycetes; Eurotiales; Trichocomaceae. The record is from RefSeq and is a predicted model, not a curated record. The transcript has 2 exons. Gene Ontology annotation, molecular function: protein dimerization activity.